GUGAAAAUUUAAUAAAAUAUUUAAACGUAUAUAACUAUAAUAUUAUUAUUAUUUUUAAUAUAUAUAAAAGAGUUGAGUGCAUUUUGGAUUACCGAGAUGGCGUUUAUGAUGCCUGUGGUAAAAAACGAGUGGGAUAUUUACAAGACUAACCGUAGUAGAAGAUCCUCGGAAUGUUCUAAUCCUCAGGCGUGUCGUAGUCGUAAGGUAUCUGAAUGUUCAAAGUCAGAAGGGCCAUCGCUCUCAACAUCACCAGGGUCAGAUUUUUUAACAUCCCCUGCCCACCGUUCAGUAGCAAUGUCUCGUCAUUUUUCGCGGACUUCAUCACGAACAUCUCAAAGUUCUCUCCAAAGUCCAUGCAAAAGUACUGGAUCAUCACCACCUAAAACUGGUAGUUCAAAUUCCCUUAACAAAUUUCACAAUCGUCUGGUAGAUAAACUUAAAAGGUCAUUAAAAAAAUCAGAUGACCGUGGUGAAGAUCAAAGAAAUUUAUCGUGAAACAGUCAAGGGGUUUUGAGUCUUUCACCAGUAUCUGGUUAUCACCGAAUUAGCUCAAAACCCAUCGAGAUAAAUAAUUCAACAAGACGAAUUUCGGCACCUCCGGUAUCAAGGAUUGCUAUAUUAGAAGAUAACACUGAUAGCAAUGAUAACAAUGAUAUAAAUGAUACUACUAAAGUGGUGCGGUCAUGUCCGGAUCGAUCUGCUGCAUGGUGAAUUUUUUAUUAUUUUAUUAUCAAAUAUCUCAACGUUAUUAUCAUCAUCAUCAUCAUCAUCGAUACUAUUAUUAUUAUUAUUAUUAUUAUUAUUAUUAUUAUUAUACUUUGAUAUGUAAAACAAUAUUAAAAUAUUAAUUACGUGUCACAGUGUACUACUAGUCUGAUGAUAAUGAUAUAUUUUUUUUUAAUUUGACAUGUCCAAGUAAUUGUAUUGAGUAAAAUGGUACACUGAAUAAAUUAUUAGCUAAACUACUAUACGGUUACGAGACGACUACUAUCGACAACUACCAUUACAAUCAUCAAGUAAAUUAUCUAUAUAUAUAUAAGCGAAUAAAACAUCAGCAAUAGCUUAUUGUGUUGCUACACUAUUAUUUAGUCGUUCCUUAUUCUUUUUCAUUAUUUAUUUCGUUUCAGUAGUUAAAAUUUAAAAGAUUAUCGAUUAUAUACAACGAGUACUACACUAUUAUAAAGACGAUUAUAUAUUGGGGUUGUGGAAGCUUGAUUGUUUAUUUAUCAAUCAUGUCCACCUAGUAUAAUUUAUUAUUUGUAUUACAAUUGUAGUAGAGACUAGUCGAUUUGAGGUUAGUGUUAUCUCUAAAAAUAUCGCGAUAUUAUAAUAAUAAUAAUAAUAAUAAUAUUAUUAUUAUUAUUGACGCUGUAAUUAGUUAAUUUUUUAACAAUAAGUUGUCCUAGUACAUGUUGAUAUUGACUCAUUAUAAUAAAU
Messenger RNA from Cotesia glomerata, 1437 nucleotides. RefSeq lists its product as uncharacterized. NCBI's taxonomy places the organism in Eukaryota, Metazoa, Arthropoda, Insecta, Hymenoptera, Braconidae. The transcript is spliced from 2 exons. Bases 97 to 495 code for a protein of 132 amino acids. The record is from RefSeq and is a predicted model, not a curated record.